CUCUCCACGCCAACACCCUUAACCCCCCCCCCUCUCUCGUUAGGAGACGAAAAUGGAGUUUGUAAGCCCGGAAGGACUUCGAUUAGAUGGCCGUCGUCCCAUGGAAAUGAGGAAAAUUCGAGCGGAGAUUGGUGCAGUUGCGAAAGCUGAUGGCUCUGCUGUUUUCGAGAUGGGGAACACCAAAGUCAUUGCUGCAGUCUACGGGCCUAGAGAGGUCCAAAAUAGGAGCCAACAAAUUACUGACCAGGCACUGGUGCGGUGUGAGUACAGCAUGGCCAAUUUUAGCACAGGAGACCGCAUGAGAAGGCCAAAGGGUGACAGGCGAUCCACAGAAAUAUCUCUAGUAAUCCGUCAAACCAUGGAAGCUUGCAUAUUGACUCACUUAAUGCCUCGUUCUCAGAUAGACAUAUUUGUCCAAGUUCUUCAAGCUGAUGGAGGAACGAGAUCUGCAUGCAUCAAUGCUGCAACAUUGGCCCUUGCAGAUGCCGGGAUUCCAAUGCGUGAUCUUGUCACAUCAUGCAGUGCUGGAUAUCUUAACAGCACUCCUUUGCUGGACCUGAACUAUGUAGAAGAUAGUGCUGGAGGUGCAGAUGUCACCGUAGGGAUCCUAGCAAAGAUGGAUAAAGUGACUCUUCUUCAGAUGGAUGCAAAACUACCCAUGGAUAUCUUUGAAAAUGUCAUGGAACUUGCAACAGAAGGAUGCAAAGCAGUUGCUCAUUACAUUCGGGAAGUGCUGUUGGAGAAUACCAAACAGUUGGAGUAUCGACGAGGCAUAUAGUUUCCGUCAGAUGCACCUUUACCGCUCCAAUCACCUAACACAUGAUGGCGAUGCAGCUCAACUUCAAAUGAUCUUUCAAUCCUCCCUUGGCUGUUUUGUGGGGUCUUGUGAAAGCUAUAGUUCUCUCAACCCGCAUGAUCGUUCAUUGCUCUUACAGCAUGAACAUGGUGGACCUCCUGCCUAUACUACGAUGACAGGAUCACUAGCAUGCAAUUUCUGCCAACUUGGAAUUUUAUGGAUCACUAAAAGCGAUCUCCACCAACUUGGGUUUUAUGUCAUUCUGAAAAUGCGCUUUGUAGUGUAGCUUGUUUGCAGUUUUGCAUCCUUUGUUGCUCCUUUCAAGUUAUGUGCAAUUACAGUAAAACGUGUGGUUUUCCUUUUAAUAGAUAUACUAAGGUGUAUCUGUUAGGGGGCUGUUUGAAUACCACCAAAUAACUAAACUUUUUCUACUUACAGCCGUAGACAAGUGACUUAUUUCGGAUGAGUAAGUUUGGUUUAUGAUUA
Magnolia sinica is the source of this 1282-nucleotide messenger RNA. RefSeq names its product exosome complex component RRP41 homolog. The coding region runs from base 53 to 778 and encodes 241 amino acids. Gene Ontology annotation, biological process: nuclear mRNA surveillance; poly(A)-dependent snoRNA 3'-end processing; U4 snRNA 3'-end processing. The record is from RefSeq and is a predicted model, not a curated record. The transcript is spliced from 12 exons. Gene Ontology annotation, cellular component: cytoplasmic exosome (RNase complex); nuclear exosome (RNase complex); nucleolus. Lineage: Eukaryota; Viridiplantae; Streptophyta; Magnoliopsida; Magnoliales; Magnoliaceae.